Miniopterus natalensis is the source of this 1021-nucleotide messenger RNA. RefSeq names its product ZW10 interacting kinetochore protein (gene ZWINT). Lineage: Eukaryota; Metazoa; Chordata; Mammalia; Chiroptera; Miniopteridae. The record is from RefSeq and is a predicted model, not a curated record. Gene Ontology annotation, biological process: mitotic cell cycle checkpoint signaling. Gene Ontology annotation, cellular component: kinetochore.
AAAGACGGCUUAGGGGCGAGUGAGCUGGAAGCGGCGCCGGGAGGAUGGAGGCGGCGGCGACCGCGGCGGAGGCUGCAGCGCGAGAGGCCCUGGACAAGCUGACGGGCAUCCUGGAGCCCACGGGCCUGCAGGAGGAGGCUGAGCUGCCCGGGCAGAUCCUGGCCGAGUUUGUGACGGAUUCCCGGAAGAAAGACAAGCUGCUCUGCAGCCAGCUUCAGGUAGUAGACUUCCUGCAGAACUUUUUGGCACAGGAGGACAUUGUCCAGGGCCUGGACCCCUUGGCUUCUGAAGACACGAGCCGACAGAAGGCAAUUGCAGCCAAGGAGCAAUGGAAAGAGCUGAAGGCUACCUACCAAGAACACGUGGAGGCCAUCACAAGGGCCCUGACCCACACCCUGCCCAAGAUGGAGGAGGCCCAAAGGAAGCAGGCACAGCUCCAGGAAGCCCUUGAUCAGCUCCAGGCCAAGAAGCAAGUGGCCAUGGAGAAACUCAGAGCAGCCCAGAAGCAGUGGCAGCUGCAACAGGAGAAGCGACUCCAGCAUUUGGCAGAAGUUUCUGCAGAGGUGAGGCAGCGCCUGAUAGGAACUCAGCAGGAGCUUGAGCAGCUGUAUCAGGAACUUGGAACUCUGGAGCAGCAAGCAGGACAGGAGCGGGACAAGCUGCAGAGGCACCAGACCUUCCUCCAACUGCUGAACACCUUACAGGGUAAGCUGCAAUUCCCUGAGACAGAGGCAGAGCUACCACACCAUUCGGAUCUUCUUAAGGAUAAUCCCCAGCAGCUGACCCAGCCCCAGGAGCAGACCACUGGGGAUACCAUAGGAAGACAUGAGGGUGUGUCCUCCAAGGCUGAUGGCCUACUAGCUACUGCAAUUGCAAGCUUGUCGUGACUUCCUGGGGGACAGCAACAUGGGAAAGAUCCUAGGUUAGGUGAAUUGUGAACUCCUGAGUACAUCCUGAUUUCUGACCAAGACCCAGCUGGGGGCAGGCUCUGGAUUCUAUUGAUUAAAAGCCCUGGAGCUCU